Messenger RNA from Labeo rohita (rohu), 1466 nucleotides. RefSeq names its product carcinoembryonic antigen-related cell adhesion molecule 20-like. Lineage: Eukaryota; Metazoa; Chordata; Actinopteri; Cypriniformes; Cyprinidae. The record is from RefSeq and is a predicted model, not a curated record. Bases 9 to 992 code for a protein of 327 amino acids. The transcript has 9 exons.
GCUCAAUCAUGAUGGUUUCUAAAAGUCUGUACUGUACGCUGUGGAUGUUAUCAUUUUUUGGCCAGUGUUUAAGUGAAGAUCUGCAGUUUUCUGAUACUAGUACUGGAGUUCUUAAAGGAGAAACUUCACUAGAAGUGUUUGAAAAUAUAACUAACGUUAGGCUUGUUGGCCCAGAAGAACCAUUAAUAGAGGGGGAAUCAUCUGCUAACAUCACUACUGAGGGAACAGGCACAAUCACCUCUGUGCAGUGGAUGAAAGAUAACAGUCCUCUGUCUCCUAGCAACAGCAUCAUCUUCUCAUCUGAUAACAGAUCAGUGUCCAUCAUUCUAGUGCAGAGAUCAGACAGUGGGGAAUAUCAGUGUACAUAUAGCAACCCUGUCAGCUCUGAGACGGCAAAACUUAACCUGAUCGUCAACUAUGGACCAGAUGAUGUUUCUAUCACAGGUCCGAAUGUGGUGGAUUUAGGGGUUCGUGUGUCGCUCUCUUGCUCUGCAAAUUCUGAACCUUCUCCCUCAUUCAGCUGGAGGUUUAAUGGAUCAGACACUGGUGUGACCACAGUCACAUUCACCAUAUAUCAGACUGAUUUCACAAACAGUGGAGAUUAUGAAUGCACAGCCUGGAAUAAUGUCACUGAGAGAAGUGCCACACAAAAACAUGCUUUACUAGUUCAAGGAGGAGGAGGAGGAGGAGGAGGAGGGCUGACAGCAGGACCGAUAGCUGGGAUUGUCAUUGGGGUUUUAGCGGCAGUUGCAGGCAUUUGUGGUCUGAUUGUCUAUUUAACAAAAACAAAUAAAAUCCCAAAGUUACACCAACAACAAGAAGGCAAAGCAAGUGAAGCAGCACAAAGCAAACAGAAGACUAAGGUGAGAGAAGAUAAAGCGAUUCCAGAGGAGAUGAAUGAACAUAUAUAUGAGAAUUUCGAAGAUGAAAAUGUGUAUGAGAAUGAGUAUGUAAAUACUCCAAGGAGGCCAAGGGCUCCUACACCUCCUUAGGUAUCAGGUACUCCUCCUGUACGCAGGUGAGGAUGUGAAGACAGUGAAAUGCAUUUACUGCAAGAUGAUUUAUCAGGCUGCAUGAUUUGGGACAAAGCCAUUACCAUAUGCACUGAGAUAUAAAAGCCAAAUGUCUGUUAAUAAUGUGAAAAACAUGACAUAUUAAAAAAGGACACAUACAAAUAACAUCUACAGAUCUGUAUUGAAAUGUUCAUUUGCAGGCUCACACCCUUUUGCCUAGCUCCUUGGAUUACGUUCGCUGUUGAUUGACCCUCGCCCGUGUAACGGAAUACUCUUUUUGUCUUGCUGUCUGUACACCUGUUCGCCUAUGUUUAACCAAGCCUGUUUUUGACCAUGUCUUUGUCGAUGUACUUUAAUAAAAGCUCGUAUUUGGAUGCGCCCGCUUCUGAAACCACAGACAACCCUAUUUUUUGUAUGGCUGUCACAUUUUUAAAAAAGGUUUAGAACCUUAGG